CCAUAGACCGUAUAAAUUAUAAUUUGAAAUCUAGCCUCACAAUGAAGCACUAUGAACCAAACGAGUUUGACUUUAACAUAGAAGUGUUUGAACUGGAUAUGAAACCCAUGGAGAUCCUACUGGAUAUUAAAUCUGAACGUGACCAGGAACCCACUUUGGAAAUUGAUGGAUCGUCCCCCACAUGCAAGAUCCCGAAAUGCACCAAAGUCGAGCCGGAGUCCAAUAACCUGGUUAAGUUAAUGACGUUAGAUUUGAAACAGGACAUCGAUGUGAUGGAUACGAGCCAACCUUACAUUAGUGAUGAACUCCAUAGCGAUAUAUCACAGCAGGCCGAACAUAGUGAUAGCAAUGUCAACACUAAACCGACUAGGCAGCGGGUGAAAAAAGUAGUCCCAGCGGCACAGAGAACAAGACCAAAGAGUGAUCUAAAUGUGCAAACGAAUGGGGAUAGCGCGGCGAAAGUUCCCAAAGUGUCGAGUCAGCUUACCUGUUUCGAAAUCCGUCGUCUGACGCCGGAGGAGCAGCAGGCGGCGAUGGCGGCGCGCGCGCGCUCCUCUCGCUACCUCGACGCGCCCUACAAGUGCGACCUCUGCUACAAGGGGUUCCUGUCCGAGACUACGCUCGCCAAGCACGCCGUGCGGCACACCGAGAUAUGCGGCAACUACAUGUGUUCGUUGUGCAAGUUACGGUUUCGGCUGAAGAAUAAAAUGCGUCGGCACAUCGAAAUCCACGUCACCAGGUACACCUGCAAAGUUUGCGGCCUGGUCGCGCACCACAGUAGUAGAGCAAAUUAUCACCAGAAGGAGCACGAUGGCAACGUCUACAAGUGCCCGCACUGCCCCGUCAUACUCCGCAAGCACACAUCGUACAUGUCGCACCUGCGGAUGAAGCACUUGUCGCGGUUCUCGUGCGAGCUGUGCGGCUACACCUUCGUCAGCGAGCGCGGCGUGCGGGCACACAAGAACAAGAGCCACGUCCUGGACGUGCAGGUGGAGCUGACCGGUCCGUACUGCGAGGAGUGCAAGCUGCGGUUCGCCAGCGACGAGGCCUAUCAGCGCCAUCUCACACAGUCCUCCGUACACAGCAGCGACAGUAACCCGAGCCGCGUCCGGAAUGAGAUACAUUAUACUACAGAUAAGGUGCAACCGCGGAAGAGGGUCAACCCGGUACCUUGCGAGGAGUGUGGCGAGCAGCAGGUCAGCUACAGAGCGUACGCGCGUCACUUCCGUGCGGCGCACCCCGGCCUCGUCCGCACCAAGUUCAGGGGCAACUGCAUGUGCGAGCAGUGCGGCAGGAGGUUUCCGUGCGCUGCGCUGCUCCGGGAGCACAUGGCGUGGCACGAGGACGUGAAGCGGCACCGGUGCGACGUUUGCGACAAGACGUUUAGCACCAAGUACCAACUGGGGAAGCACAGACUGAAGCACGGGUCGCAGCCGCUGCCGACGUACCCCUGUCCGCACUGCGAGCGCACCUUCUCGUCCCCUGCCAACCGCGCCCGCCACGUGAAGACGGUGCACGAGCGCUCGGUACGAUUCGAGUGUAAGAUCUGUGACAAGGAGUUCACGACGAUGGAGAGCAUGCGCAAUCACAUCGACCACGUGCAUCACAAGAAGCCGUGGCCCAAGCGCGUGCGCGCGCCCCGCUCGCGCUCGCGUCCGUCCACGGACCGAGAGUGAUCUUUUUAACCGACUUCCAAAAACGAGGAGGUUAUAU
Aricia agestis (brown argus) is the source of this 1713-nucleotide messenger RNA. RefSeq names its product zinc finger protein 62 homolog. The coding region runs from base 42 to 1676 and encodes 544 amino acids. NCBI's taxonomy places the organism in Eukaryota, Metazoa, Arthropoda, Insecta, Lepidoptera, Lycaenidae. The record is from RefSeq and is a predicted model, not a curated record. The transcript is spliced from 10 exons.